Spirometra erinaceieuropaei is the source of this 7216-nucleotide messenger RNA. The record is from the annotation of a GenBank genome assembly. NCBI's taxonomy places the organism in Eukaryota, Metazoa, Platyhelminthes, Cestoda, Diphyllobothriidea, Diphyllobothriidae.
AUGCUCGCAAAAGUCCUGAAUGAACUGUCGGACCAACUGACCUAUCCGCCCUCCAAGACAUUCAGUACCUCGAUGGAGACUGCGACUCUGCCUACUGAAAGGAAACAAGCCAACAGAAGCUCCAUAUAUAAAGGAGAGGAGAAAACUUCCUCAUCUAAUUUAAAACCGGUGAGUCUCACCAGCAUCUGUUGCAAACUGAUGGAGAAUAUAUUAAAAAGGAUGUAAUGUGGCAUCUUUGGGAAAACAACUUCCCUACUUCUCACAAGCAUAAAGUUAGAAGGAGUCGGCCCUGUCUUACUUACCUGUUUAUAUUCACGCAGAGCUGGACGAAAGUGAUUAAAAUGGGUGUAUCUGUAGAGACGGUGCGAUUGACUUCAGCAAGGCUUUUGAAAAGUCACCAAACAGACAACUUAGAUCAAAAUUACGUCGAAUGUGCAUGACUGGGAAUCCAACUAAAUAGCUGGCCGACUUUCUUACAGACAGAUCUCAGCGUGUUCCUAUUGGUAACGUUAAAUUGGAUUGGGCAACCGUUCACAGUGGCGUUGUGCAGGAGAGCGUUCUGGGUACAAUGCUGUUUCCAGUAUGCGUAAAAUACCGCCUCGACUGCUUAAACAGCGAGCGGGUUAUGCUUGUCGAUGAUCCCCAACUGUGGGUAUCAAUAGAGAAGCCGAAAGAUGCGCUACAGUUGCAAAAUAACUUGGGUCGCUUGUAAUACUAAUAAUAAUAAUAAUUGUAUUUAAUGCCACUUUACAGGCAUUGUCAAAGGAAGAUAAAGCGCGGAUCGGGCUAACAAUAAAAAACUCCUGAGUAACAAAUACAAGGAAUGGCGUUCUGUACCGUUUAGACGGUUGAGGAGAAAAAAAAACUGUGGCCCGUGAGAUUACUUCAGCCCAGAAAUGGAUGGGUAGCAGUGAUUCGGAUAUUUUCAGUCUCCAUUCCUUCCCAUUAAAUUUGGACUGGACCAAAUACAGGCAUUGAAAAACCCUUGCUCGCUGGCGGCUGAAGAACCUCUUCGAAGUAAGACCUGCCGGAUGGAUCAGAAACCACGAACUCCAUCACUACGUUAGGUUAAAUCGGUGAAGUCAGCACCCAAAAUAUGUGGGAGAUUUUCUGACCGCAAAAAACGAGUAAUGGUUAUAUUACGUAAAGAAUACUUUUGCAUAAUAUUCCCAUUCGGGGGCAAUUUAUUCCAAAUUGUACUAAUUAUGUUCACAGAAAAGAACCAACGAUGUUUAACGGAACGUGCCGGAGGAAGACGUAAAAAGACCCCACAGUGACUGUUACGUCGGGGGUGGACAGGAUGUUUUAAAGUAGAAAACGGGCUAAAGGUACGAUUAUAUAAAAGCCUAAAUAGUGAAGAAAUCCCUUUCUUAAUCUACGAAAUUGCAAAGGAUCAUGGCCUGUAAACCAGGAGCAUUCAGGGUAAAACAAAUACCGAUAUUCCGGGUAAACGAUGUUUUCUUCCGCUCAGCAGCACGUACUAGGCUAAAUAAAAACGAAAAACAGUAUUCUAGACAAGGACUAACAUAUAUUUCAUAAAGGCGCACUCUAACGUCGCUAGAUAUAACGUUUCGGAGGAUAAACUCGGUAGUCCUACGUGCUUUGGAGACUAUCACGACGCAGUGUUCCGAAACGUUAACAUUCUUGUAGUAUGAUACACACAGACCCUUAAUAACUUCCAGCACAUUUAUGUCGUAACCGUCAAAACUUAGCUGGGGUUAGUGGUCUUCGCCGAUCACCAUGACUGAGCACUUAUGCCAAGAAAUAUAAGGGCGUCAUGUGCGGCACCACUGGGCAAAGGCCUAUAGGUCGCUCUUCGGGAGCUGGAGCACCAUGGCACGAUCUUCCGGCUUAUACCUGUAUGCAACUUUCAGAUAAUCGCAUGCAUGGUGGGCUUACCAUUCUAAAUUAAAUCUGGCACAUCGUUAACAAAAAGGUUAACAAUAGUGUGAUGAAUGGUUCCUUAAGCUCAAAUAUAACAAAUGCCAAAUUAUUUGACAACAAUUUAGCAACAGCAGUCUGUUGAGAUCUAAAUAUCACUGUUCCAUAGGUCACUAACUAUAAUCUGUCAACUAGCUCAGAAACCCUGGUCUGUUGGUGACGUCCGCUCUUGAACCAAAAUCCCAAUGCGCCAAGGUAUCAAAGAAGGCUAUAGGUAUCGUAGGCGCGAUCAGGCUAUCCCUCUUCAAUUUUGAAGAACAGCUUUUCAGUCGAGUGUUUGGAACGGCCAAUUCAAGAAUAGUGUGUUCAGGUGCGGCGUUCAUACACGCAACACGAACACACCCCUUUGGAGAAAAGCAACGAAGGACAAUUAGACUGGCUCGUGGAUUACGACGCCUGCCCUGUAAAAGAUAACCGGAAAGACUAAAACGUUUCCUCUCUCUUAAACACAACAAAGAGGAAAUAUAAUUAUGGGCUCUCAAAUCAUCAGAGUGGUAGAUUGUGCUCUUCUAUUUGGUGACGUUUCGAACUGGCAACAAGGACCACUCUUGGAGGUUACGAAUAUAAACUGGAAACCAUCUAUCUCAAACUUGAACUGCGUGCCGAAUUCUUCUCGCAUCAGAUAAGUGGAGGUUAGAAUAGAUCGUCGAAAUCGGUUGCCUUGGCGAAAACGUUGGUAUCUUCCAAAAAAGACUUGAUAAAUUUGUAUUUAUGGUCGCAUAUAUACUGGAUAGCAAUGACUGACAUAUAUGUUAUGUAAAUGAGUAAAUGCUUUUCAUCCGUUUAUCUGCAAGUAAGGUUUUAGAGACUCUGACUAUCUCCCUUACACAUUCUGAUUAUUGAAUCCAGCAAAAAUUAGUUUAUUAAGAAAAUGAGGCUUUGGCUCUUGAGUUCCCUAUGCAUAUCCAUCUAUAACACCGUCUACAUACCUAAUCAAACCAGAGGACCGGUCUCAUUUGCAAGAAAAAAAUCACCAAAAGGGAUUCCAGAAAACGAAGAAACGCCUCGGAGCAUCCCAAAAACCAAGUCAGUGUCAGUAUGGAAGAAUAGAGUCCACACACAUCGCAAGCAAAUGUCUCAUUGCCAAAGGCGGUACAGCAUGACGAAGAAGCCUCGGUAGGGAAAGAACCCUGCGAUGGCUAUGCCAUGACAACUGCCCACGACUCGAACGAGAAUGAAAACGGAAAUUGGCGCUAUGUAGACUCUGCGUAUAUAAAUGGACAUCAGGGCCCUAGACUUGAUCGUAGUUAAUUCAUCGUCGUGAAAGGUAUGCAUGAAGCCGCUUCAGACAUCCGAAAAACAUAAGGAAACACGAUAUGGAAUUAUUCCGGCAAUACCCUACAUUUUCAAUAGAAGCACAGAGACGAGUCCUAGGAAGUAGUCUUGAAGAAGGAGACACGAUAGCUGGGAUAAUUAAGCUCUUGUCCUAGCGAUCAUGUCUCCUUCCUCAAUACCUCACAUCCCUACUACACGGAAAAGAGAACAUCAUUGUCACAAAGGCUUUCAGGAUAGAACAAAUUAAGGAUUCAAACGAAGAGUCGAUCCAACACAGACCAUUAAAGAUUGUCCUCCAGAAAAGAGAACAAGCGCUGUUACUGCUGAGGAGGAAGCCAGCACUCCGAAGCGCCCACCCAACAAUCUUUUAGGCGGGAUUUUUCACCGGCCGAGCGGGAGAAAUAGAGAAAAGUCAAGGCGGAAGCCUUCAGAGGACCCUCUUACGUUGAAAAAAAUCCAAGAAUAUUGAAUGCAAAAAUUGUAAAUCUUCGGAACUCUUUCCUCUAUAGACAGCCAAUAUAGUAGACAGUCAGGCUAUAAAAAAGAACGCUCCUAUCUGCCACAUCGACCAGUGAAAAUGACGACCGACACACUGACGUCCAGUAGAUCAAACAGUAGUAGACUUGAAAGGGGACGGUGUACUACACCUAAUCUGAAUUUCCUGACCAUAUACUGGCUGUGCAACCAAACUCCAGAGGUCUGACGACCUUUUUCUAGACUGACAAUGCCCAAGGGAAGCUUAAAUAAACCUAUUACAUCCCAAUAUUUGGGUAAAUUAAAGAGGUGGCCCAAAACCAAGAGGUACUGAUAGCCGGAGACUUCAACGCAUCGAUGUUCGACUGGAACAAUUUAUUAUUAAGAGGUCCGCGCACCUCCUCUGAUUCCAGGCUCCUCAAACUAACAACUAAUCUCUUUCUCGUGCAGAACGUCAUGUUCCCAAAGAGAAUCAAAGAAAAAAGGGCCCUUGCAAAAGACCCAAUUGGCCUCGGCGAACUUAGAUCCAUAGUAUAGGUUGGUAUGCUACCACGUCAUGAGCCUCGACUGAAUUUCAUGCGAGGAAAUUUUGCCGGUAAGAGAAGUGAGUUAUCGGUAGCGAACUAGCAUAACAUUCUUACCGGAUAUCUAGAUGCUGAUUGGAACGUUCUCGAAGGAUUUUUAACCGAUGUUAGGCACCGAAACUUCCCGACGAAGAAAGUCUAACAAGACAAGUCAUCCUGUCUGGCUAACACGGAAUAUAAAGAAGGCGAUCGGCCGGAAGAAUAGGCUUCAGAGACGGUAGGUAGCAAUAAACAAACUUUGCGUUAUGAGCAGUUUUGCCGAAGCGCGAAAUCAAUGCCAAUGGCACUUGUGAGUGGAGCACCUCAGGACUCUGUGCUCGGACUAGUAUUGUUUCUGAUUUAAGUCAAUGGCUGUAUGAAUGGGCCGGACUGGAAAGGAAUCAUGCUUGCUGAUGAUGUGGCAUUCCGCGUCUCCUAGCUCUCUAUUAUUUCGUUACGAUGUCCUCAUGUCCGCCUCAAACUCCCUGUCGAGUCGAUGCUGGGACACUUGAGGCCCGUCACUAGCAUCGCGAGCACUCGAGGGCAAUCAACGCUGUCCCUUCUUUAGUUGGCUGGCCACACUGAGGCAGAGCGAAAGGCACACACGAACUGGAGUCUAAGCACCUCAGCGGUGUGCAAAGACAACGCAACUUGCCUGGAGAGACCGCUGGCGGCGACUGCUUGCAGAGCAGUAGUAAAAACAGCAGUAAAAGUUGUCUAACCCAACUCGUCUACCCUGAAUUCUGACAAGGAAAGUUUUGUCUUGUCAACCAUAGCAUCUCGACAUUUAGUGACUCUUUGCGAACAUAAAUUUUCCAUCUUCCUUAUUUACGAUAAAGUCGGGCGUUGACCAUACACAAAUUUUAACCGGAAGUACAGCAUAUUUUGGCAACCGCGCUUGGCAUUCUUUCGACUAAUAAACUUACUUAAAUGGCCGAGCAGCUUAUGGAGAUGCACGGUUUUUCCAAACCGUCACUUUCAGCAUUCUUAACCUCUUUAACUCCUCCUGCGUCGCCCCUUUCGCAAUUGGAGAUCGAACUUACACAGCUGGCCGAAGACGUAACAUCUCUCCAGAAGUAUACCGCUUCCAGUCGAAGUCGUCUAUCCCACAUGUCCAGUCUCUACAUUCAGCCAUUUCCAACACAGCCACCACCUGCUGGUAUUACACCACCUUUGGGGCUAAAGCCCUUCGCUGCAUCUUUGCCUGAUUCUCCGACUCCAAGCAGAGCAAACUGGUCAAACGGAUCAGCCCGAAGGUUAAUGCAGCCGAUCUUCAUGGCAGUUCUAAUUCUGCAUGCACAUUUUAUGCCCGUGACACACGAAGUGGCAGACGUUUCUUGGCGCAACUGAGUGCCAUUCUGCCCACAGUAACUGAUCGUCGGUGCCCCAAUGCCAACUUUUUCCUUCAGGCCGUCAACACCUCACCAAUCGCUACCUUCGGUAUUUGCUCCCACUCUCUGGACAUUGACCGCCGGCGUCUUUUCCCUUAGGUCUUCGUCUUUGCUGACAUCCACUGUGCCAUUCUCGCUGUAGACUUCCUCGCCGUCGGCCCCGGUUACAUGACAAGACCACCAACCUCACUGACCGGGAUAUCUCUUCUGACGCCCCCCGUCAGCUCACCGUCCUGAACCCUGAACCAGACAAUCCAUUUCGGCAACCUCUUAAUAAACACCUCGACCCCACUCGUCCCAACUUCAACGCUUCUAUUACACCACACCACGUUGUUCACCACAUCUGGACCACUGAUCCUCCCAUGUUUUCUCGGCUCCGCCGUCUCGAGCCUGCACGUGUUACUGCUACCAAGGCGGAGUUGGAGCACAUGCUUCAGAUGGGUAUCAUACGUCAAUCUGAAAGCCCAUGAGCCUCGCUCCCCCAUAUGGUCACAAAGGCCGCCACUAGUGACUGGCGCUCCCUGCGGUGAUUACAGGGCCCUGAACAAUGUUACAGUCCCAGACCGCUACCUCGUCCCACAUCUUCAGGAUUUCGCCGGUUCCCUAUUUGGCAAAUCAGCGUUUUCAAAGACUGACCUGGUCCGUGCAUCCCACCAAAUUUCCUUCGUCCCAGAGGACGUUUUGAAGACGGCUGUCACCACCGCUUUAACCUCUUUUAGUUCUUGUGCAUGUCGUCUGGGCUUCGUAACGCCUCCCAACCUUUGACAAGUCCGUAGACAGAGUGUUUUGCGGCCCAUUAUUUGUCUACGCCUAUAUCAACAAACUUUUCGGUAGUUAAUUCUAUCGCUGAAGAACAUAUUGAGUAGCUUGCAACGGUGUUCGACCGCCUUCAAAGAUUUGGCGGUGUUCUCAACCCGUCCAAGUGCGUACUCGGUAUGCUCUCCUAGAAUUUCUCGAUAUCCGGUUGACUCCAACGGAAUCCAUGCUUUUUCAUCGAAGGUUGCGCCUCUAGGUGAUUUCCCACCUCCCUCUUCCAAACGUCAGCUGCAACGGUUUCUGGGCAUGGCGCAAUUAUAUCACCGAUUCGUCCCACACAGUGUCGACACCAUCCUGCCACUCACAAACCUCCUCUCGGGGGCAAAAGGUUCGUUCGAGCUGUCUGCAGACGCCCUCGCUGCUCUUGAUAAGGUGAGGGCUGUCCUGGUUGACUCCGCCCCCUUGAAGCAUUUUUUUCCUAAUGCUCUCAUUUCCCUUAUGGUUAGCGCCUCCGAUGUUGUGAUAGGCGCUUUUCGCCAACAGCACCUUGCUGGUCAAAUCCAACCCUUAGCUUUCUUCUCCAGGAAGUUAUUACCUGCCGAGACGUGCUAUAGCACACUCGGACGGAAGCUCCUUGCUGUCUUCCUCCCCGUUAAACACUUCCGGCGCUUCCUUGAGGGCAGGGAGUUCACUGUGUUCACGGAUCACAAGCCCCUUUUCUUCGCUCUCAAGUCCUCUUCUGACGAGCUCAACCCCCGGGAAAUUCGCCAAUCGGACUACAGCUCUCAGUUUACCUCAGACAUCCGCCACAUCUAG